AUGAGCACACUAAAAGGCGCUUCUGAAGCUUUUCCGAAAGAGACGGUACACAAAUCCGGAUACGGAUCUGAAGCAUCAAUUACGUCACACAUAUAUGGGCGGAGCAAUUCUUCAAAUAUGCCUCCAAAGAUUCAGUCUAAAAAGCGAUCCAAAAAACAAACUGAAAAAACUGUUGAUGCUCGAGCUGAUUUAAAUGGAGCAAGAAAUGGGAUAGGAACGCAAAUGCAAAAAUGCCAUUUAUCGGAAGAUAGGAAAAAUAACGAUGUCUUAGAAAGAAAAGUCAAAGUAUGGAAAGGACUAACUGAUUACACGGAAGACCAAUUUUCUUCAGAUAGCGAUGACGAAAUCUAUAAAGGUUUCGUUAACGAUGAUGUCGAAACAUGUAAGGAGAGAUUUGAGUUCCUACUGAACAGACCUCUCAAACGGAAGACGAAAAAUGGGAAGGCAAAAAAUAAAGUCCGGAGGACGAGAUUUCGAGAUGUCCAGGAAGAAAGAGACUGGAGGAAUAAAACUGAUGACAUAAAAGAAUCUCUAAACAAGAUGGUGAACAGCGAUGGAACUAUUUCUAAGGAGGAAGUCUUGAAACUUUUUGAGUUAUAA
This is a messenger RNA of Helobdella robusta, 600 nucleotides long. RefSeq lists its product as hypothetical. NCBI's taxonomy places the organism in Eukaryota, Metazoa, Annelida, Clitellata, Rhynchobdellida, Glossiphoniidae. The coding region runs from base 1 to 600 and encodes 199 amino acids. The record is from RefSeq and is a predicted model, not a curated record. The transcript has 3 exons.